AUGCAUAAUGGCAUUCAAACCUUUCAAUCCAACAGAUGCUUGGAGACGAGAGUCAAACCAAUUGAUGAAGAGACACUUGCGGCUUUGGAAGUGUCCAAAGUUGCUGUUGUGAUGACGUCUGAGACGGAGUCUUGUUCCGUUGGGUUCCUGGAAGAGCUCAAAGUGAUACUCCAAUUUCAAGAAAAAGGUUCACUCACCGUCAUACCCAUCUUCCUCGCAGCUUUCUCUUUUGAUCUGGAAGAAGAAAUCUGCCGACAAUAUCCGGAGAAUGUGCCAAGUUGGACAACCGCACUCACCAAACUGGCCAGCAUCGCCGCCGAGUAUCCAUUUUCUCGGGAUCUUGCGGGUAUGAGCCAAUCAGAUCUGUUCAAGCAAAUUGCUCAUGACAUUUUUCUCCUGUUUCUCUCUUCCACGUCAAGCGAUUUGAAUGUCCUUGUUGCAAUGGAUCGUCACAUGAAAGUGGUUUAUGACUUGUUGGCUUCAGAAGUUAACAAAGAGGUUCGCACCAUUGGCAUUUGGGGUAGUGCAGGUGUUGGGAAGACAACACUUGCAAGGUACGUUUCUGCAGAGAUCUCUGCAGAUUUUCAGACGCAUGUUUUCCUAGAGAAUGUCGAAAACAUGAAAGACAAGAUUCUAAAAUUCCAAGAGGAGGAAGAAGAUCCAACGGUAAUAAGAAGUUUAGAUCGCGAUUGGCAUCAAAUUACGGAAGCAAGGCGUAAACACCGGAAAGUUCUUCUUAUAGCUGAUGAUGUGAACAACAUCGAAAAAGGAAAGUGGAUCAUUGAAUACGCUAACUGGUUUGCUCCGGGAAGCAGAGUCAUUCUUAUUAGCCAGAACAAGAAUUUGCUUGUGGACGCCGGAGUGAUGGAUCUGUAUGAAGUCAGAACUCUAAGAUAUGAUGAAGCUCUUCAACUCUUCUCUCAUUUUGCUUUCAAGCAGCCAUAUCCACCUUCUGAUUUCGAACAGCUUGCAGUUCGUGCGGUCCAUCUCGCAGGGUUUCUUCCUUUGGCACUUAGACUGUUAGGGUUGUUUUUAACUGGUAGAGGUCGAGAGGAGUGGAUAGCUGCACUGCUCAAACUCAAGGCAAAGCACGGUCAAAAUAUAUUGGAAGUGUGGGAACUUAUGGAAGGAUCGCAAGAUAAAGUUCAAGAGGAGUGGAAAUCUGCUGCAGACAUAAUGGAAAGAAGGGAGAGGGAAAUUGCUGCAGACAUAAUGGAAAGGAAGGAAUCAUCAAAAGAUAAAGGCCAAGAUCAAGAUCUUGAGGAGGUCAUAUAUGGAGAUGAGCUUAAACGCAAUGAAAAAGAAGGUCAAGAUCUUGUGGGAGCAUCAAAGGGGAAAGAUAUUACGGAAGCAUCAAGUUAUUUCGGAUUUUAG
Thlaspi arvense is the source of this 1374-nucleotide messenger RNA. NCBI's taxonomy places the organism in Eukaryota, Viridiplantae, Streptophyta, Magnoliopsida, Brassicales, Brassicaceae. The record is from the annotation of a GenBank genome assembly.